Molecule: messenger RNA, 629 nt
Organism: Durusdinium trenchii
Lineage: Eukaryota; Dinophyceae; Suessiales; Symbiodiniaceae
Source: the annotation of a GenBank genome assembly
UUCGCCCCUCUCCGCCCCACGCGUAGCAGCAGAUUCACGAAACAUGGCACCGAUGGAGGGGCAGCAGUUGAGCGAUGCCGACUUGGAGCCAGGCCUUUCGACGAGGGAGGAGUCGACCACCUCAGCCUGCCAGGAGUCGACUCCUUGGAGGCUGCUUGGACGACCUACUCCAACCACGCACGCAGGGCGCUCGCUGCGAUGCGGAAGUCGUGGCGGGCGAAUCGGUGCUCACGCCCAACGACGUGGGCGUCCAGGCAGACAGCGGGAGCCCGCUACCGGACUGGGCGCGACAGCGCAUCGACAGCUUCCUCACAGGCCUGGCUUCCGGUGUAGACCAGAAGACCCUUCAGGAGUUGCUCACUCUGUUGCCCACCUUGCCGGCGCCGGGCCCCACGGUCUUGUUAGACGAGAUCCGCUUGCGGCAGCCGGAGCUCUUCGAGCGGCUCUAUGAGAGCAUGAGGCGAACGAAGCAGCGGCAGAGCGCAGCAUGAGUUUCACGAUGGGUGAUGUCUCGCUUCCCAUAGCAAAGUCCAUGGGGUGAAGAGGAAACCACUGUUGAACAUUUGUGAGCAGCCAUUGACUAGCUGAUUGCAAGACUUAUCGGCUACUUUGAAGUGUUUGAACUGGAG